Molecule: messenger RNA, 2079 nt
Organism: Acromyrmex echinatior (Panamanian leafcutter ant)
Lineage: Eukaryota; Metazoa; Arthropoda; Insecta; Hymenoptera; Formicidae
Product: neuralized-like protein 2
Biological process (GO): intracellular signal transduction
Molecular function (GO): ubiquitin protein ligase activity
Source: RefSeq, a predicted model, not a curated record
GUCCAUCAUCGUCGUUGCCCGCACACGCGUAGUGACACGCGCCUCGCUCGUAUCGUUCAUAGUCCAUACUCCAUCAACUCCAUGGUGAAUGAUGUCGAACGCGACGGUCGAACUCAAUGAGCGCCAUAGUGAUUUGCUCCGUGUAAUGAUAGUGAUUCGUAAUUUCGUAAGCACGGAACUUAUGGAAAGAUCCAGAAUCAUUCCCAGCUAAAACCGUCACCCGCGUCAACAUGUGAUUUUCGUGAAACCGGCGUCUCUUGAAUCCCCGCGAUCACCGCAAUCGUUCCGUAACGAAAACCUAACCUAAUCUAACAGUGACACUUCCGCGACGAUCUUACGAUCGGCACUGCUGCCGCUAUCGCUGCUGUAGUUAUUUUAAUUUUUUUGUAUAACUUUAGUAGCUAUCGCUCGUUCCGCUCCGUCUGUAAAAAACGGUGUCUUAGCGAAGUCAGAUUCGCGAUAACCUUGGCAAAGUCGCGAAGGCGCAAUUGCGUUCGAUGACAGCGCAUCAUAGGAGCGGCUCGUGCUGGUCGCGGUGAUCUGACAGGAACAAGCUGAUCAGGCAUGCACCUGAUGCAUGCGGCGCAAUCAUACGCGGGCGAUCAUCUUCGGGUGUGUACACUUUCGUCCUACGUCGUGCUAUCAUGAGCGAGGAGUCUAGAAAAAUAGUGACCAGGUUCCAUCCCAUCCACGGUGAGAACAUCCUCCUGUGCGAGGACAGCACGGUCGCAGUACGGACUACGAGCUUUGCCAAUUCGGUGGCCUUCAGCGAGAAGCCUUUACAGCCAGGAGAGAUCUUCCUCGUAGAGAUCGAGAAGACGGAGAGAGGAUGGAGUGGACACAUGCGGCUGGGUCUUACUUUGAUCGAUCCAGCUUCGGUCAACAACAACUUGCCUCAAUAUGCAAUGCCCAAUCUAGUUAGAUUAGGCAAUACGUGGAUCCUCGCUAUAACUAGGAAUCAAACUAUCUGGGAUAAUUUUGAUGGUGGUCUAUCUUCCACAUACACCUCUAUCACAGGACUACCACCAGGAAUACCAGCCAGAGAGAAGAAAUUGAUCACAGAUGGAGUCAAUGUGCAAACGUCACGUGGUGUUAUUCCUUUUAAUGCUCUAAAACCAAAUAUAGAUGGUUCUUCUCAAUGCAUCCUGCCUACAGAUGCGGGUAGUCGUAUUGGUAUCAUGUAUGUACCGCAGGCCGGUUGUCCUGAUAAAGCAGAAAUGCAUUUCAUCAUCAACGGUGAGGAUCAAGGCGUAUGCGGCAAGGAUAUUCCUUAUAAGGCAGGACCUUUGCGUGCUGUAGUGGAUGUCUACGGUACCACGAAACAAGUUCGAAUAGUUCAACUGUAUGGAGCAGUAUCAACACUACAGAGUGCAUGCCGUGACGCUAUAUUGCAAUACACCAAGAGAAACGCAGUCAAUCUGCUCCCUUUGCCGAGACUACUGAAGGACUAUCUCUUAUAUCAAUCGCAGUGAGAAUCAGCUCAUUCCGCUUUUGCAUAUGUUAGGAACAUUACUUGUCAAUUUCUAUAUCUUUUCCCAGUGAUAUCUUCAGUGUUUAUAUAUGCGUAAUAUAUAUGUUCUAUUCAUUAUUGAAGACUGCCGAAUCAUGUCGAUUUAAAGCGUUGGUGCGAAUAUAUUCGUUUCUAUAAACAUAUCUUUUCGAAAUGUAUAUGAUAGAAAUGAUUGACUGUAUUUAAUAAUGGAGAAUUCUUUUUACUUGCGCGUUUUGAAGAUUUUUCUGGGGCAGAAACGUUAAAUCAUAACGUGUAUAUAGUGUAACGAAAUGUUGAUCGCUGCAAAAUCGAAAAAUUCAGCGAAAUCAUAUUGAAAGUUUAAAUAUACAUAAUUAUCAUUUGGAAAUGACAUAUAUGAGGCAUAACAAUGUCAUAUAUAAAAGUUAGAUAUAUUUUCAGGCAGUUAUUUUCAUUCUACUUAUAUUUCCUGAUUUCUCUAUUUAUUAUGAGAUAUGUAGGUUAAGUUGCAAUUGGCACUGUUGUUAAACAAAUAAAAACGAACAAUGUUAGUAUAAAUGUCCAAAGCAAACUUGUUUUACAAAAUAAAGGUAUUUAUAAAAAGAAAA